CCAACGUUUCCCGCCUUCCUCUUCCCCUCUCCUGCCCAGUCCACGUGCCCUUCGGCGCUGCUCUUCCCCUUCCUUCCUUCCCGCUCCCGACUGGAGUAUCUGCUCGCCUGCGCCCCCCGCCCCGCUGCUUUCGGGGACGCUUCUCCGCCCUCCCCAGACGCUCAGCGUCUCUGCUCGGCGGUGCCUUCCUCCUCCCCGCAGCCGCGCUGCUCUUUCAUCCCUCGAGUUUAAUUGCGCGCGCUUUCCCCCCUCCCUCGGCGGGCGGGGGCUCGUCCGGGGCCAGCGCUCCAUGUGCGCGCUUGGGCGGCUGAUGGCCCUGCCCUCGCCUCUGUCAUUUCUACGUCAGACUCGGAGCCGCCUGAGAGCGCUCCCGCUCUUUCUGGCUCACACUCGGGACGGAAACGCGCAGGGUGGCAGCCGCCUGCUCCCGCCUCCUCGGCUCCUGCCCGCCAAAGGCAAAGAAGGGACGCGGCUCCAGCCACGCGACGGGGCAGACGGCGGCGAGCAGCGGCAGAAGCAGCAUCCAUGAGAAGCAUCUCUCAGCCUUGAAGCAGAGUGGCAUACCUAGCUGCGGCAGAGAUGAAUGAAAGCAUUGCCUUGAAUGAAACCAGGAGCCCUGUGCCCUGGAUCCAAGCCAGCAACCAGAAUUCUUCUCUGGAGCUCUCCUCCAAGCUCCCCAUCUUUACCAUCAACCCUUGGGAUAUUAUGCUCUGCAUUUCUGGGACCAUCAUUGCCUGUGAAAAUGCGAUCGUUGUGGCCAUUAUAUUCUACACUCCCAACCUAAGAACCCCAAUGUUUGUGCUGAUUGGGAGCUUGGCCACAGCAGACCUACUGGCUGGAGUUGGCCUGAUCCUCAAUUUUGUUUUCCAGUAUGUGAUCCAGUCAGAAACCAUCAGCCUUAUUACAGUUGGCUUCCUAGUUGCCUCUUUUACUGCCUCUGUGAGUAGCUUAUUAGCCAUCACAGUUGAUCGCUACCUUUCCCUGUACAACGCACUGACUUACUACUCUGAGAAGACUGCUCUCUGUAUUCAUAUGAUGCUGAUCAUCACAUGGGGGGUUUCCCUCUGCUUAGGACUUCUACCUGUCUUGGGCUGGAAUUGCCUAGAAGAUUAUUCAUCGUGCAGUAUUGUGAGACCCUUGACCAAAAGUAAUGUGACCUUGCUGUCUGCCUCCUUCUUUGUCAUCUUUAUUCUCAUGCUGCACCUGUACAUUAAAAUCUGCAAAAUAGUUUGCAGGCAUGCACACCAGAUAGCACUCCAGCAACAUUUUCUGACUGCAUCUCACUAUGUUGCAACCAAAAAGGGAGUCUCAACACUUGCUAUAAUCCUUGGGACUUUUGGAGCCAGUUGGUUACCUUUUGCUAUCUACUGCAUAGUUGGAGAUUCCCGCUAUCCUGCUGUGUACACUUAUGCCACACUUCUACCUGCUACCUACAAUUCCAUGAUCAAUCCUAUCAUUUAUGCCUACAGAAACCAAGAAAUUCAGAGGUCUAUGUGGGUUCUGUUUUGUGGCUGCUUUCAAUCAAAAGUGUCCUUUCGUUCAAGAUCCCCCAGUGAUGUCUAAGUGACUUCUCCUUCUGUGUCGUUUUGCACAAAGUGACAAUCUUUGACUUUUGUGAAUUACAGUGCCUGGUAUGAACCAGAUACAUGUUGUGAAAUUGUUUUUUUGGGGGAGAUGUUUAAACAGUAGCACUUUAUGUGUGUGUAUUCUUGAGAAUGUGAAAAGUCUAAAGCUUUUGGUUGUGGGUGGGGGGACAACAGUGUGGUUGUAUGCAAGAUUGUGCAUCACAUUUGUAAAGUGGAGGCAUUCCAAGACUACGUAAUUAUAGCACUUUAUUUUUAGCUGCUGAACUGCCAAAACAGUAUUGCCAUUUUUAAAGGGCAAAAAGAAAGAGAGAGAAGUAGUAAAAUAUUGUCUGAUUAUUUUGGGAUGUGAGUGAUAAUAUAUUUUGCUGCACAGUAUUGACAAAUUAUGACAUUUUGUACACAAAUAAAACAAUUCAUUACAUAUUUUUA
Podarcis muralis (Common wall lizard) is the source of this 2015-nucleotide messenger RNA. RefSeq names its product G protein-coupled receptor 6 (gene GPR6). Gene Ontology annotation, biological process: G protein-coupled receptor signaling pathway. The record is from RefSeq and is a predicted model, not a curated record. Gene Ontology annotation, molecular function: G protein-coupled receptor activity. NCBI's taxonomy places the organism in Eukaryota, Metazoa, Chordata, Lepidosauria, Squamata, Lacertidae. Gene Ontology annotation, cellular component: membrane.